Spinacia oleracea (spinach) is the source of this 3653-nucleotide messenger RNA. RefSeq lists its product as uncharacterized. The transcript has 7 exons. The coding region runs from base 679 to 3384 and encodes 901 amino acids. Lineage: Eukaryota; Viridiplantae; Streptophyta; Magnoliopsida; Caryophyllales; Amaranthaceae. The record is from RefSeq and is a predicted model, not a curated record.
UAAUCAAACUUCCAAAAGAUCAAAACCCACUUUUGCGCUGUUCUGGGGACUCCCUUCACCCUCACCCUCACCUUUACUUUUCCUUAAUCUUAAUUAGUUUUCUUAAUUCUUUUUAUUAUUCUUAAUUAAUUUAUUAAUCCUCAACUCUUUCCACCAAUAAACUUCUGGAGUACUACUACUCUACUCUUCAAUAAAAUAUUAAUCAUUUCCUUAUUAUUAUAAACAAUACUCCACUAUUAUUCUCUCUUCAUCAUCUUCUUCUUCUUCAACGUUAUUAUUUUUAAUUAAUUAAUUAAUUAAAGUAUUAAUUAUUAACUGCUAGUUUAAUUUGAUAUCCAACCAUUACCUGCUUUGAAUCUUCAACUCCUCUGCAACUUCCCACGAUCUCCACCUUCUCCCUCCCUUUUUUCUCUCUCCUCUUUUCUCUCUCUACAAUUUGUUGAAUUUCAGGAAGAUUUUCUGUUAUAGAUUUUCUUCAGUACAGUUCAACGCACGAUCGUCUGCCAUUUUAUAGGUUUGAUGAUAAUGAUAUAGCAAUUGCAAAUCAUAAUUAUCUGCCACAAUUUGAGCUAAUUUUUGAGUGGUAUGCUAGAGAAAUUGAGGAUUUCGAGGUUUGAAUGGGCUGAUGAAUUGUCAAAAUAUUGAGCAUUUGUGGCGAUUUGAUAAACUGGAGCCUACAUGGGAGGAUUACUGCACCUUUUUGAUUUUCAUCAAGGGUCCUUGGGAAAGAAACAUAAGAAACAAGGGAGCGCCGAUGUUGCAGCGCCUCGCAACAGUAUAGAGAUGGUCGCUGAAACUUGGCGGAACCAUUAUGCUGUUGAAAACUGUGAACAGCAGGAUUUGCCCAAGAGGAGCUACUAUCCCACGGAUGCCUCAAUAAAGAAGUUGAUUAGCAGGGACUUGUCUAAAAAACAAAACAGCAAACAGAAUGCACCAAGUAUUGUUGCAAGGCUGAUGGGGAUGGAUAUAGUGCCAGUGGAUACCAUACCUGAAGAGCAACCAUUUCAGGACACAGAUGACAAGAUCAAAUUCAUUGACAAAAAAAUCCAGAUCAUUGAAAAGGUGUCAUCUGUUCGUACCCCUAAAAAGUCAAAGUCAAAGUCAUCAUCUAUCAAAAAGGAAUACCGGUCAUAUAAAGACACAUAUUUUCGGUACUGGAGCAGUGGCGGCACGAAUUUGGGAAAGCCACGUCCUCGAGUACACCCUCAGGAGAAAGAGCUUCAGAAGUUUAAGAAAGACUUUGAAGCAUGGCAGACAUCCAGAUUUCUUGAAUGUGCAAGGGUUGUUCAACUCGGCAACAUUCCUGAACAGUGGCUUGCUCAGUUGGAUCUUACAAAAGAAAAGAUGUCCAUUUACGAGUCUUCUAGAAAAGAUGCUAUUGAAAAAUCUGGUGAACUUAAAAGGGAUGGGUUAAGAUCACGGUCUCUACAUGUUGCUGAUUUUGAGCGUCUUGGAUAUAAGAAGGAUGUAUUCUUACCUAAGCACAAGGAAUCAUAUUCUUUCAGUGGAAUGGUACCAGGUAGAGACCUUGAUCAGCAGCUCUCUUUAAGGGAUUUUGAUAUAGACUCUGAGAAAUCUUGUGCUCCUUCAAAGAUAGUAGUUUUGAAGCCGGGUCCUGAUAGCUUUAGUACCAAUGAUGAGUCUUGGGUUACUUCUUCUAGCUCAAUGGAUGAUAGAGAUUGUAUAGAAGACCUUCUCGAGGAAGUAAGGGAAAGAUUGAAAUAUGAAAUGCAAGGUAAUGCCUUAAAAAAAGGUCCCAUGGUUAGAGGUGGCGGCAUUGAGACUCCGUUUAAGGAAAAACCAGCCUAUGCAAAACAAUCCUAUCAACCAGUUGCUAAGGAAAAUACCAGUAGAGACCUUGGAAGGAAGUUGUUUAGGUCAGAAUCAGCACGAUUUUAUCAAAGUGAAAAAAGUCUGAUGAGUGAGCUGGCUCCAUCAUCACCCGAUUACAUGAGCAGAGAUACCAGGAACUUUUUGUCAGAGAGGCUGCGGAAUAUUAUAGAUGGAGAAGAAAAACACCAAAAUCGCAAUCUCAAUCUCAUCUCUGAUUUCUCUCCCAGGGAACGCUUGUUUGACGAUGCUAGGGGACGAUUAGAGAAAGCUAGGGAUAUUUUGAAUGCUGAACAAGGGCAGCACUAUUGGCGUGAUGGGAACUACAGAACAGAUACACAAUCUAGGUCCUUCCGGUAUGAGCCAAUUAGUAGUAAUGAUGGGAAUAUUCAAGAACAACCAUCUCCUAGAAAUCUGGUCCGAUCUUUGUCAGCUCCGUUAUCAGGAAUGUCAUUUGGGAAGCUUCUUCUAGAGGACAGAUUUGUUUCACCUGGGACUCACAUUAAAAGGAAACACGAGGCGUUUGAAAAUUUUCCAAUGGAUGUCAAAGACCAAAGGAAAGAAAGGUUUAAUUUGCGAGAGAAGGUUUCCAGUCUUAAGCAUAGCCUCUCUCUCCGGAGGAUGUUGUUUAGCAGAAAGCUCGAGUCCAUGGAUUUCUCUGAGAGAAAUGAAUUUGAUUCAGCAAAAGAUAUAAUGAAUGGACCCACAGUUAUGUCAAGCUUCAAUGACAGGAAUGACAACUCAACUGAGCUUCCGCCUAGUCCUGCAUCCGUAUGCAGUAGUUAUCAUGAAGAAUUUUGGAAGCCAGUAGACAAUCCCAGUCCAGCAUCAAUGUCAGACAUGACUUCUGUAGAAGAUCAAAGUGUAGGCAAUGUUUUCAAAGAGAUCAGCUCCAAUCUUACAGAGUUGCGAAAGAAGUUAAACCAACUUGAUUAUGAAGGAUCAGAAAUCAGUCAAAUCACCACUGUUACAGAGGAAUAUCCUUCAGAACUGGAGGUGAAUGACUUGGAAAACGAAGCAGAAGUCUAUAUCAAGAACCUGCUUGUUACUUCAGGUUUGUAUGAUGGUUCAUGGGUGAAAUCCUUUUCAAGAUGGGAUCCAUACGUGAAGCCCAUGGGCAAUUGGGUCUUUGAAAAAGUGGAAGAAUCAUACCAAAAACCAACCUAUGAAAAUGAAGUCAGGAAUUACGACGAUGACUGUAGUUUGGAGCAUAAAUUAUUGUUUGAUCUAUUGAAUGAGGCACUCACAGUUGUACUUGCCCCCCCAAGAACAUUGUCUAAAUUCAGGAGGAAGAUAACUGAUAUUACCAUAUUGCCCCACCCUCAAGGCAGAAAACUGUUGGAGCAGGUAUGGGAUAUGGUAUGCGAGUAUUUAUACCCCUCGAGUUACACUGACACAUCCUGUUAUUCAUUCGAGGAUUUAGUUGCUCAUGACCUGCAUGUUAUGCCUUGGUCAAGUUUGUUGGAGGAAGAGACAAUUGAUAUCGGUAAAGAGCUGGAAUUUCAAAUUAUAGGGGAUCUUGUGGAAGAACUUUUGAUGGACAUGCAGUUUUAAUUAAGUUUUGAUUUGUGUACAGAUACCACAGUUUUUACUCGUGGGAUAGAGUUGUUUAUAUGGGUGAAUACGGAUUUAUUUUCCGUUGUUGUGAUCGUGUUGGUAUAAGUUUACGAUUGUAGAUGUUCGUGAAUAGGUAGGGGAUAUAACCAAAUGACUGUAAAUUUUGCUUCUCAUGUAUCACUAAUUCUUUUUCCUUUUUUCCCCUUGACAAGUUGAUAUAUUUAUAACAGAAAAUGAUGAUAUUCUGAGUGAGUUUCUGAAUAAAA